Molecule: messenger RNA, 3195 nt
Organism: Salvia splendens (bonfire salvia)
Lineage: Eukaryota; Viridiplantae; Streptophyta; Magnoliopsida; Lamiales; Lamiaceae
Product: lysine-specific demethylase JMJ18
Exons: 12
Coding region: 432-3038 (868 amino acids)
Biological process (GO): chromatin remodeling; regulation of gene expression
Cellular component (GO): chromatin; nucleus
Molecular function (GO): histone H3K4me/H3K4me2/H3K4me3 demethylase activity
Source: RefSeq, a predicted model, not a curated record
UUUGAAUGAGUUAAUAUAAAUCGUUUUUCUUGAUGUUGAUUUGUUUCGCGGCAAUAUAUCUUGAAGAAUUUUGGUGCAUUCAAUUUGGGAAUUGGGAAUUGUUUCAUAUUUUUAUCAGAGCACAUUAGGUUGAAAGUUUGCUUCUGUUUCAAUAGCUGAAUUAGAAAUUUUAAGAUACUAUUUUUAGGAGUGGAAUCUGUGUUGAUUGGUUGAGUUGUAGCUUCUGAAAGAUUAUGUAAAAUUCAUGGAAUUUCAUCUGAUUUGCAUUUGAAGAUUACAGCUUCGUGUUCUAACCCCUUUCUAGGUCUAAUUUUCUGAAUUUCUGCUUAUUGAGAACUGCUGCGCGGCGAGGCUCUGCUUUUGGGGAGGUUCGGAAAUCGACCAGCAACUAAUCGGCCGCACAUAUAUGCUUCUUUCAUAAUCUGGAAAUCAUGAAACUGAAGGAUUAUCCUUCCCGAAACACCCAGAAAAACGACGAGAGCCAUGAGUCUCCUGGCAGUCCACGUCACAGAAAGGUCUUGGCAAGAUGGGAUCCGAAUGGAGCCUGCAGGCCUGAUAUAGAUGACGCUCCAAUCUUUUAUCCAACCGAGGAGGAGUUCCAAGACACUCUUGGUUAUAUAGCAAGCAUUCGUCCGAGAGCUGAGGCUUACGGUAUAUGUAAAAUAGUGCCGCCUCCAUCUUGGAAGCCGCCUUGUCCGCUUAAAGAAAAGGAAGUGUGGGAAAGAUCAAAAUUCUCGACACGGAUUCAGCAUGUCGACCUCCUUCAAAACAGGGAGCCAAUGAGGAAAAAGUCGCAAAGAAAGAGGAAAAGGCGGAGGCAGUUCAAUACAAGGCCAAGGAGACGUGCUCGUUCUGAGAGUUCAGAGGCUAAUGCGGCUGGUGAAAAUGAAGAAAAGUUUGGCUUUAAGUCAGGAUCCGACUUCACGCUUGAUGAAUUUGAAAGAUAUGCCGAAGAAUUUAAAGAAUCUUACUUCAGAGUGAAGGAAAGAACGCAAGAGUCCUCCGCAGGGAUCGAGCAAGAUAGUAAAUGGCGGCCCACGGUUAAUGAUAUCGAAGGAGAGUAUUGGAGGAUUAUCGAGCAGCCUACAGACGAGGUUGAGGUGUAUUACGGAGCUGAUCUAGAAACGGGAACGCUAGGAAGUGGAUUUCCUAAAGAUUCUACGUUAAUGGCAGAUGAAGCUAAGAUUUGUAAAUAUGUGACUUCAGGAUGGAAUCUGAACAACUUACCUCGUCUCCCGGUUUCUGUUUUGGGUUUCGAAGAAUGCAACAUAUCUGGUGUAGUUGUACCAUGGCUUUAUAUAGGCAUGUGCUUCUCGUCGUUCUGUUGGCAUGUCGAAGACCACCAUCUCUACUCGCUGAACUAUCAUCACUGGGGAGAUCCGAAAAUGUGGUAUGGAGUGCCAGGUAAUCAUGCUUCUUCAUUGGAGCAAGCUAUGAAGAAGCACUUGUCCGAUCUCUUUGAAGAACAACCGGAUUUACUAAACGAAUUGGUUACUCAGCUUUCGCCAUCCGUUUUGAAAUCGGAAGGGGUGCCAGUGUAUCGUGUUGUCCAAAACUCCGGGGAGUUUGUUCUCACCUUCCCAAGGGCUUACCACGCGGGCUUCAACUGUGGCUUUAAUUGUGCGGAGGCAGUAAAUGUGGCCCCUGUUGAUUGGCUACAACACGGUCAAAAUGCAGUCGAGCUCUAUAGCACGCAGCUUCACAAGACAUCGAUAUCACAUGAUAAGCUGCUUUUGGCUGCUGCUAAGGAGGCCGUCCAGGCGCUAUGGGAGAUCUCUGUUCUAAAGAAAGAAAAUCCCGACAAUCUGAGAUGGAAAAGCUUCUGCGGGGAGGAUGGGAUGCUUACCCGAGCAAUUAAGACGAGGGUUGAUUUAGAGGUGAAAAGAAUCGAACGCCUCCAAGGGGCAGCACGCAUCCAGAAGAUGGAGAAGGAUUUCGAUGAGAAUACAGAGAGAGAAUGCAUUUCUUGCUUUUACGACUUGCAUCUCUCUGCUGCUUGUUGCAAUUGUUCGCCGGAUAGGUAUACAUGCCUCAAGCACGCAAAUCUCGUCACUUGCUGUGAUCCCGAGAACAGACUAGUCCUUCUCCGCCACACCAUCGAUGAGUUGAAGACAUUGGUCGAGGCAUUGGAAGGUAGCAUGUUUCCACAGAGAGCAUGGGUGUCAAACGAUCACCGUGGUCGUUUAGGCCAGAAGAAUCUGAGCGACAGUAUUCUCGCCGCUCAUAAUAAGUUGUUCGGUGCUGAUCUUUCACCUCCAAUGAAAUCUGAAUACGUAGAAGACUCUACGUAUAAAGUUUCAAGUGCUGAUUCAGAUCCCGAACAAAGGACCAACGUUUGCGUUGAACUCAUAACUCUCGGAUCUGUUGUUAACGGGAAACUGUGGAGCAACAAGGCGGCCAUAUUCCCCUUAGGUUAUAAAAGCCGCGUAAUGUUCUAUAAUAUCUGCAAUCCACUGGUGAAGAGCAGAUAUACAUCAGAAGUCAUGGCUGGUGGGCUCCUAGGCCCGUUGUUCAAGGUUACCCUCGAGGAGCUUCCACAGGUGAGUUUCGUGCACAUGUCAGCAGAGGAAUGCUGGUCGAGCGUUUGCAAGAGACUGAAUCAAGAAAUACAGACACAGCUAAGCUUGGGGAAGGAAGGGCUCCCCCCCAUGCAGCCUCCGGGUAGCAUCAACGGGCUUGAAAUGUUCGGUUUCAACACCCCCUCCGUCAUGCAGGCAAUUGAGGCGCUCGACCCUCAUCACAAAAGCGCGGAAUACUGGGGAAACAAGGCCCUCAGCAACAAGUCGUUGUCGAGAACAGGCGAUAGCUUAGCAGCUGAGAAGAAUUCCUUGGAAACAAGGUCUGCUGGAGGGGAAAUAACAGAUAGUUUUGAGGCUACUACGGAGGAGACGAGGUCGGUUUUCGGGAGGCUGUUGAGGAAAGCUAACCGUGAGGAGAUGGAGAUGCUGCACAGGAUAUUGUGCAGAGGAUCGACGAGUUCUUUGUGGAGAGUAGCUAUUGAGACGCUGACAGAGGAGAUUCAGAGGAAUUCUAAAUAAAACUUAUUAUUUUCAAUAAUUAUUUUUUCUAGACUUCGGUAACCAAUUUUUGCUAUCUUUGUCGAUUCUUUUUUGGCAUCGGCAUAAACAGGGAGAAAAUUCAUCCUGGUGUUGUUGCACGAUGCAUUUCUUAAGCAAAUAAAGUUCAAUUGUUUCA